Nannospalax galili (Upper Galilee mountains blind mole rat) is the source of this 5089-nucleotide messenger RNA. RefSeq lists its product as uncharacterized. The coding region runs from base 4299 to 5012 and encodes 237 amino acids. The record is from RefSeq and is a predicted model, not a curated record. Lineage: Eukaryota; Metazoa; Chordata; Mammalia; Rodentia; Spalacidae. The transcript is spliced from 2 exons.
CGCCAUCUUCUGACCGCAGGGACACUGCAGUGCACAUGGGUGCACUUACACUCAUGUAGACAACACGCACAUGAAAUAAAAAAAAUAAAAAAUAUAUAUUAAAAAUACUUUUUAAAGUUGAGUUUUCCCUCUGUGUAGCCAAAGGUUGCCUUAAACUUGUCUCUGCUUCCUGAGUACGGGGAUUAUGGGUGUUUGCCAUUUAUCUGGUCUUAAACCCUUCUGAGAGGAGGAAGUGGAUGAAAAGAAGCGUAUUUUAAAUAAGCAUUGUCUCUAACAAUUCUGAGGAAGUGCUGAGAGUAUCUUAGCUAUCUCUGGGAAAUAAUUUUCUUUGCCUAUCACAAAUUCAACCAUAUUUAGUAAACUAUAAAAAUAGUUUCCAUGUAACUUGCUAUAUAAAGACAUCCUAAAUACUCAAAGUAGAAAUUCAGCCAAACAGGGAAAAGUUGGUGGAGACAUUGUCUCACUACAUAGCUGUGACUGUCCUAACAUUGACUAUAUCAUCCACAUUGGCUAUUCACUCUAGGCAAUCCUCCUGCCUCAGCCCUGUGAGUGCUGGAUUAUAAGCAUGCACAAAUACACACAGCCAAGAAUUUUGAAAUGCUCAUAUAAUUCUUAAAAAGUGUUUUUCAUUGCCAAACAUGGUCUAUGAUUAAAGAAUUAAAAGAUAGGGCAGCAAGAGUUUUGCAUAAAUUCUGUUACGUAUAAACACUUUCUUAAUUACAACACUAAUGGUUUCAAGUUUGUCAUAAAUAUAUACAUUUCUCUACAUUGCGCAAUACGGGGAAAAGAUAAAGCAUCUUCAAAACAUUUAAGCUUGAAUACCAACUCAUGCGUAUAUUUUUUAAAAUUAAUAAAAGUGACAGACAGCAACUAGUCAUUUCCAAAAUGACAUUCAUUAAUCGUAUGAUAUUUUUUGCUAGUUUGUUACUCUUCUUAAAGCGUCUUUAAAGCAACAUUCCUAGGAAAUUGUGUCCUCUUGUGGUCAUUGGCAAAAACAACAUGUUUUCUGCAGGAAGACCCAAAUCAAACAAUGAGAAAAGAGGAUCUAAGGUGUCAGGAAAAGUCAUCUGUGAAGAAAGGGACAACCCCGAGGGAAGAGUGGUGAACAUUACAAAUAAUCAGAAAGGACAAAUAACCUGGAAAUGCAGUGUGAAGUGUUCAGUUUCUACUUAAAUUACUGAUCAUCAGAUGGCUAAAAAGCAAUAGGAUUAUGUGGCAGGACAGUGAUUGUGUUAAAAAAUCUGAGUAGUGGAGUAUUCCUUAGGCUUUUUCUUCAGUUAUCAGAGCAACUCUGAAAUUACUUGUGAAUGUGUAUUUCAAUCAGGUCAACUGGCAGUGAGAUGGGAUCCCAACUCUCCAAGCUGUACACUUACCAUAGCUCUAAAAAGAAUAAAUGAAAAAUAAGGGAAAUUUCAAGGCCCUACGUAUUUCUUGGCCUUGGCCUUCCUCUUUCUACAGGAUAUACACCUCUUAAGCCCAUCCUCAUUUCAAAGACACAAUGUCCAAUAUUUUAAUGGCUAACAUUUAUUUGAAGUUUUUAUUUGCUCAUUUGAGGAACUCUGAAUCCCUUCAAUUUCUCCCGAUUUAAUUUUUUUUCAUUUUCUUUCUGGAUUGAAGGUUUUAAACUUUAGAACUUCAGUUCAUUAUUCUUAAGGAAAUUCAGAAAGAUAAAAGUAGAAGCAAUUAAGUUCAUGAACUAGGCCAUCAUUAACAGGAAUACAGGCUCAAACAUCACUAAAGCUAUCUGCAUAACCAAAGAAUUUGGUUUGACACAUUUGAUUAGAGUCACUGGUGUUGCUACAAACAUUGUAUUACACUUCAAUAAAACUAUCUCAUUGAAAUAUCAAACUGGGUGACCCCUGUAGAGUAUCCAAAAUUAGACGAAAUCUAAGCUGCACAGCCUCACCUAUGAUCUACUCAGUUUGCGCUGCGCCCCCUUCUGCAGGAGCGCUCCUAAGAUUCAUCUAAACAAUUCAAAGGAAUCAGUUCAUAGACAGAACUUCAAACCUACAAACAGGUGAUGUGCCAUCUGAAGACCAAGGAGAAAGGCACAGAGACAGAAUGAAGUACUCACCCUCCUGCAAACUCAACUCUAAAAUUUACCAACUUGCAACAAUUUUGCAGUGUAUUUCUUUUUCUUAUCUAAAAGAAAUGCUAAAAUACCAGUGCCCAUUGAAGUCCUAAGGAUAAUUACAUAGAUAGUGUGUGCUCAGAUUGAGAUUUCUAACUCUUCUAACACUAUUUUCUCUCAUUUUUUAGAAAAAAACAGAGAACACAUUCCUCAGGAAGAACUGUAAGCAUGCCAAGUUUGCAGUUUAAAAACAUAGCUUGUUUUGAAUUAUCCAAGUGCAGAAGAAAAUCUUUGUUGUUGUUUUCAGCUAACAUUUUUUUCAGAGACCCUUCUUAUUUUAGAAGUAGGCAAAAUGAUUGGAUGCUGAUUAAUCUUUCAUUCCCAAAGAAAGCAGUCUCCAGCAGACAUCCUUCCAGUCAGAUUGAGAGAAGCCUUAAAGGAAAACUUGUAAAACUGUUCCUAAAAGGCCAAAAUUGGUAUUUGAGAAUGAAGGAAAAACUGGGAAUCCCACUGCAUAGAUGGAAUAUCCAGAAUUAUAUCUACCCUGUCAACGCAGACAAAGAGGCCCAUUGGUGCCCAACAAGGGCAGAAAAGAAAAUCAUUAAGAAAAUGUCAAAAGGACCUGCACAUGGGCAGACUGGGGAACCCAUGUCCUCUUGUCACAAUUUGCACAGCAUGUAUGAAGUCCUGGAUGAUUCCAGGACAUGAUUCACCUAGCAAGCUCGAAAUGCAAAUUCCAGCCCUACUUAAAGAGUCGCUUCAUCCUCCACCCCUCAGAAGAGAGGAAUUUUUGCUCAGAAAAUAAUCCGUUGUGACCCGGUUCGAAAUAUUCCAUUCAUUCAUUUUAAACUCUCUCCUAAGCAUUCUGGCACCAGGAACUUGGCCUCCGUUGUGUUCCAGCAGCACAGAAAGGCCAGGCGCUUUCUGCUUCUGCCACUUGCUGCAAUGGUAGAACUUUCUAAUGGCCCCCGGUUAUCCUCCACUUCCCCCCUCUCAGGUUCAGUUUCCUUUUCUCUUCCUUGUCUUCCUUACCCAUGCCCAGGAAGGAGGGGGUCUUAACAUUCGAUUUCUUUUUAAUUUUUGAUACUCAGCUAAAAACAAAAAUGAUUUUUGAGGUUAAUGUUAACGGGAAAAAAACAAGAUAGCUAAAAUGGAUUUUUUUUAAGAUAUCCAAAGUCUUUUAAAAACGUAAUUGCUAUGUGCUCUGAAAUUCACAUUUACAAAACAGACCUUUUGGUAAAGAAUGACCAGAAUUUCUGCCAUGUUUUGUUUCCAAGAGAUACAUUCUUGUCAGUGAAGAUGCAAAUACAAGUGUGUAGGGUGACUUUAUUUUGAGAAGAAUUGGCUACGUGCUAUUAAAAUUAAGUGCAGGUCAAGUCGAAUCUGAUUUUCAGCCAGACUGUCAUUUUAAAAUAUGGCAGCGGCGGGUGAGACAGGCCAGUUGGCACGCUGUGGUCAUUUGUUUCUCAAUAUCUCUAAAAACAGUGCAGGACAACCUCAUGGGGUCUCCCCUCCCUUAACAGCAUAGCCCUAUUUACUCUUCUCAAAUGAGGUAACUCUUGCCUUCACAUUCCCACAAAGGCGGAGCCCUAGGACCAGUCCAAGGCACUCCAUAUCCCAGUGUUUCCGGGACCCAGUUGAGAGCUUCAGAGGAGCACAGCCACGUGGCCUGCCCGUGCGAAGCCAGGGCUCCCUCCUCCUUCUUCUGGUCCAGCCCAGAAAGGGGCAUUUGCUGAGCUAGCGGUUCCUGGGGGUUGCAACCGGGACUGAGGACCGUGAGGUGGGCAAGUACCUCUGCCCGGGAAGGGAACACCAGAGCUAGGCACACACAAUGCAGCGCCUGCAGACUCUGCCCUGAACUCUCACUGCUGCCUUCGGCCCUGAGUUUGCCCUUGUUAAGUAGGGGCUUACCAUGAACCGGCUACCUGACCCACAACUCAAGUUUGAAUACUACAAGCGCAGGCUUCUCUCCCAAAGCCGCUUCCCCGUCCCUCUUUUCUUCGUUGCUUCCAGCUCACGGGACUCUGUAUUAAUGCCCUCUUUAGGUCUCCGGGAUUCCGUGUAUUGGAUAGAAUUGCUUCCAUGUACACGUCUGAGUUCUGGGAAUGUGUUUGGGGCGCUCCUAUCGUAAUUACCCGUGCUACCUCCUAGGAAAGGGCCCUGGGAUGCACUUGGAACACAGAUCCCUGAAAAUGCUGCCUCUGUUGAGCCUCCGCAUCACCCUUUUAUGAACGCGGGGCCUAAUUUUGGGGUGAAGGGGAUGAAGGCUAGCAGCGUGGAGAACGUGGGCCACCGAGAAGGCUGUUCUCCCCUUGCCUGGCUUUGCGCCCUUCCCCUGGGACAAGGCUUUUCUCAGGACAAGAAUGAGCUUCUGCCUCCUUUUAGCACCUUCGGAUGCAAUCUUUUGAGAGUAGCAAACUUUAGAUUGGGUCACUGUAGCGGGAAUGGAGGGUCCAGAUGCUUCUCGCUGAGUGGUGAGACCGCAGAACGGAACACAGAUCCACAGUUCCCACGGCGUAGCCACGUCUUCAGACCGCCCCGGCGAAUCCCUGGGGAUCCAGGGCUUUCUCUACCUGACCUUUGGGUGGGCUCCGCGUCUAACACUUUGUUACCACUCAUCCCCCCCCCUCCCGCCCCCCAAACAGGUCUGCACCACAGCCAUCCCCAAUCCGCCCUAGGACUCCGAGGGAUCUUGGGCGGGAUGAGACAUCACCCAGUGAGUCGAAGCUGUGGCCACCGCUGCUGUCACAGCCAUUCGGUAGAGGCCGUCCUCUCCGGCUGUUUGGUGGUGCCGCGCUCGGGUGCUGGGGCGCGGGGCGCGCGGAAGGAAAUGGGCCCACGCUGGGCCCGGAACGAAGGGGAGGGCGGGGCGGCGAGAGGCCGCCAGGGCCAGGCCAAUGACACCGCUGCCCCCAAACUCUCCGCCUGCACGCAGCUAUAAGAGCCUUCCCGUCAGCAGCCUGCGCCCAGCAUCCAGACACCUCGCGGGCUCGCCGGCACCGGCUCCCGGAGGCGAGC